Molecule: messenger RNA, 4186 nt
Organism: Schistocerca nitens (vagrant locust)
Lineage: Eukaryota; Metazoa; Arthropoda; Insecta; Orthoptera; Acrididae
Gene: Tcs1
Product: threonylcarbamoyl-AMP synthase
Exons: 1
Coding region: 132-965 (277 amino acids)
Biological process (GO): regulation of translational fidelity
Cellular component (GO): cytoplasm
Molecular function (GO): nucleotidyltransferase activity; tRNA binding; double-stranded RNA binding
Source: RefSeq, a predicted model, not a curated record
CAUCGCGUUUGUGGAACGAAGGGUACCACCAUGUGAUAUGUUUGGUUACGUUGAUCGUGUGAUAGUGACACUUGCAUAUUUGUCGAUGUAUUUACGUGGAAGACACACGAAUUAUGUGUGUACAUUGAUAAAUGUCCAUGCCUAAAGCAAUGAUUAAGAUAACUGUGAUUGGAACGACAAUUUGUAUCCGGCACUGUAACAGCAAAAUCCAUUACGAAACGGUGGAGUUGCUUCGUAAAAUGGCUCUGCAAUCCAUUAACCGUGAUUAUAAAGCUCUUGGCAGUGUUCGUAAGUCUUUUGUGGACAAUGGGCUUUAUAAUAGAGUGACGAUAAACCAUAAAAAAUUGGAAGCCUAUGCUGAGCAAGCAGUCCGUUUAUUAAUGCAAGACUGUGUGAUAGCGGUACCUACUGACACAGUUUACGGUUUAGCAGGUGCUGUUCAGAGUGAAGAUGCUGUUGAAAAACUGUACAAAAUAAAAGGUCGGGAUGCAGCGAAACCAAUUGCGAUCUGUGUUAGUUCUAUCAGCGAGAUGGAAAAGUGGGCAGACACAAGCAUUCUUCCUCCUGCCCUCUUACAGUGUAUUCUUCCAGGACCUUUUACAAUCGUCCUCAAAAGAUCAAAAACUUUAAAUGUUAAAUUUAAUCCUGGAAUCCCGAACGUCGGUAUACGCAUUCCACAAGACAGAUUUAUAGUUGAAGUUGUUAAAAAGUUCGGAGAACCUAUUGCUCUUACUAGUGCAAAUAGCAGUGGAGAACAGAGCGCAAUUGAAGUAGAAGAAUUCUCUCACUUGUGGCAGUAUGUAGAUGCAGUUUUUGAUGCUGGCAAAAUUCCACAAGAAAUCCGCACUGGCUCUACAGUUGUAGAUUUAAGUGAACACGGUAGUUUUAAAAUAAUCAGAGCAGGUGUAUCUUGUGAUGCCCUGAGGCAUAAGCUAUUUCAGUUUAAAUUAUUGGAACGUAAUUAAAACUUUUAGCCGCUGAGAGAAGCAGCUUGCAAGUACAAAGUGCAUUGCAGAAGUAUUUAUUGUACAAGGUGCCAAAAUGGAAACUAUUGGAUAUUUCUGCCUUUGUGGUGACUUAUUUAAGAAACCAAGUGGCAUACUUCAAUAAUUGUGAUUCUUCAGUUUUUGUAAUGUCGAAGUGUAUGAAUUAGCUUACCUUUUUGAUGAUGGUGUUAUCUACAAGUUAUUGGAUGUUGUAUCAUGAAGUACUGCAGUGAUUUUUCUCCAACUGUUAAAAUAUCUACCGCAUUUAAAAUGAAAUGGUGUGAAUAACAUGUCGGUUUAUGUUUAUUUCCAGUUUUUUUACACUCCAUAAUGACUUGGCAUUUGUGAAUUUAGGAGAUGAUGUAAUUUUAAGUUUAGUUCCAUAAGAAAUAUACCUGUGAUACAGUUUAUAUAAAUGUGUAAACCAAUUUUUCUUUGAUUUCAUUCAUAAGCAAGUAAUAUUUGAGACUGUAAUCUGAAAGUUACUGCCUGCAUUUCCAUUUUUGUAUUUAUAGUGGCUUAAAUACCAGUCACCCAUCAAUUCUUUCAAUAGGUGGUGCUGGCACAUAUUGCUUAACACCGAUUAUGGAGCAUUCCAUGAUGAUUCAGUCUAAAGUAAAAGUAUUUCCUCAUCCCUUAUCUGGUUCCCCUACAAAGAAAGGAAAACACAACAAAUUUUAGAAUUUUUUCCUCUCAAUUUUCAUCUUCAGGUAAUUCAGAUUUUAGAAGUUCUGGACUGGCACAAAAAUAAAUUACAUUUUUUCUUUAUCAUUCAGUCUAUGUAAAAUUUGGUUGUUAUUUGCUCUAAAUGAUAAGGAUUGUAAACAAAAUUACCUUGUACCUCUAAGUAAACUCACGAAGGCCAUAAAAAAUUUAUAGGCCUACUAUCUAUUCUUGUGAAUCAAUUUGUAAACAAACAUGGCGUAGGUUGCAAUUUGUGUCACCUGAAUGGAAGGGGAUUAACCCCAUAAUUCUCUUUCCAAAAUAAUCCCCAAGGCAUGGACUACCAAUGGAAAAACUGAAUAUUUAUAUGAGGUUCAGUUGUUGCGUAUUUACUCCAAUGAAAGUCAAUUUCCUUGUGGCUGUGUGGUUUUUUUUUUAUGUACGUUUAAUUGACUUCGAGACAAUACAGUCUAUCUUCAAUUGCCUGCAGAACACAAAUCACUCGUGAUCACCUGCAUUACAUUCAUUUUGCAUCUGAAGAUAUUAAUUAAAAAUUAUCAGCAUUCAAAAUAAUUACAGAAAACAGUAGCUGUGGGAUUUGCAAAAAAAUAUUGUCAGUUCUAUAAAAUUCUAUUUUCAGGAUAUCGAAGUGUCAUCAGAUCACCGACAAAUGCAUGCAAUUAUAUAUAGACAUUCUAUUAUGGUUGUUCAAUAAACAUUGCCCCACAAUUUUUCUCAGGUCAUAUUUAUUCUUUUAGUGACAAUAUCAACAAUGUCUUCUAUAUGUACUAUUUUUCGACACAGUCUCCAUUACAUUCUGUGGCCUUAUGCCAGCAUUGCAUAAGAGCAUGUAUUCCCCAUUGGAGAAAGACUUGUCCCAUGCUCAUUGCCAUGUAUUCACUGCAUGAAUCUAGCUCACCUCAUCCUCAAAGUUGUCCCAUAUUGAAAAUCCCUAAGUGAAAAUUCAGAUGAAAAGGUUUUUCCUUCAAUCUUGUGAUGUGUUGUGAGCAUUCAUGGAAACCAUCUUGAGCAUGCAUUUGAAUGCCCAAGCAUCUCAAAUCAUUGUAUACUCAUUUCCAAUGCUCACAAUAGCUGAAAAGUCAGUUUUGAUGCAUCGGUCUGCAUGAAUAAGGGCAUACGCAUUAUUCACAACCAGGGAGCAAAUGUUCCAGAACAUUCUGAAUGAGGCAGAUGAUGGAGCUCAGUAUCUGCACUUUCAGAUACUUAACUCUAUCCAUCAUCCGACAGUACUCAUAUCAAAUGCAUCAUUACCAUAUACUGCACACAAAUGUUUAUGGGCAUCCACCAUGGUUUCUUUUUGCACAGCCAAGAACUCAAUUACUGCACAUUGCUUGAAAUGACUGUCUUGCAUAGAUGCCAAUUUGAUGGUUCAUUGUGUUUCUUCCAUCUGUUGGAAUUGUUUGAGGCUUUGCACACAUGCAAGUGAAACAUCAAAUUUGAAGGUGCUAGAAGGAUAUUUUCCUAUAUACAUGGGUGUAAAAAUAAAAACUGGAACAUUAUUUGUUGAACGAUUCUUGUAAUUGAAAUUUACAAUCAAAAUGCCACAGUGUGUCAUAUACCACUGUAUUUAUUAGAGAGAGAAGGGGGAGACUUAAUUUUGGAACUGUACUGCUUAGAACCAGUGGAAAUGUACACAUAGGCAUCUCCUAUAUUGUACAAGUAUUAGAUGAGUGCAUGGAGGUUACCAUUUACAGUAAAUUCAUUGUAAUGGUACCAUAUGAGCUGAUGUCAUAAGCCAUAGAAUGUUAAGUUUACCCUUCGAUUCAUUUAGUGCUCAAGGUGAAUUUAACUCAUAUGUUUGAGGCACUAUAGACUUCACAGAAACUGUGACCAAUAUGAACUCUCUCUCUCUCUCUCUCUCUCUCUCUCUCUCUCUCUCUCUCUCUCUGUGUGUGUGUGUGUGUGUGUGUGUGUACUUCAAAAUUACUAAAUUUUGGCUUAAUUGCUUCACAAACAGCUUUAAUUGUUAAUUCCAUUACUAGAUAGCCACUUGCGCUCACAUUCAUCAGAAUAACGUACAUACAUACACAUUUCCACUGGUUCUAAGCAGUAGGAUUCCAUACUCAGCCAUCACUCCCCCUUCCUAUCUUUCAUAAGACUGGUGGUAUAUAAGAAUGUACUGCACUAUUUUGAUUGGCUUUCAUUUAGAACCCCUCCUAAUAGUUCUGUAAACUCUUAGAUGCAUUUGUUUGUUAUACUUUGAGAUAUAUAUAUAUAGAUAUCACAUAAAUAAGAUUUUAUAGAACGUGCAGUGCUUUAUGCAAAACUCAAAGCCAUUUUAUUUGAAUAAUGUGUCACAUUUUAUGUAUAUGUAUGUUCCUAGACACACUGCUAGCCCAUAAGUAGGUUAUGCAACUGACAACUUUACACAAAUCAAUAUCUGUACUACAAAAUGGAUAUGAUGUGGAUCAUCAGGUGUGUGUACUAUGUGUUGCAUAGGUACCUGAAAAUGCGAUAACUGUCUUGAAAUUGAAUGUAAAUACAGGAAAUAAAAAGUGUGUCUAUAAGGAAAUACU